Exophiala mesophila is the source of this 1992-nucleotide messenger RNA. RefSeq names its product dihydroxyacetone kinase. NCBI's taxonomy places the organism in Eukaryota, Fungi, Ascomycota, Eurotiomycetes, Chaetothyriales, Herpotrichiellaceae. Gene Ontology annotation, molecular function: ATP binding; glycerone kinase activity. The transcript has a single exon. Gene Ontology annotation, cellular component: cytosol. The record is from RefSeq and is a predicted model, not a curated record. Gene Ontology annotation, biological process: glycerol catabolic process. Bases 95 to 1876 code for a protein of 593 amino acids.
CGUUCUUCUGUAUUUUGCUUCUCGUGCCCUACAAAACUUCUGUCCUUUUUUCCGUUUGAUUGUUUUCCUGGGCCUGCUUUUCAAUAUAAUCGAAAUGCAGACCAAACACUUCAUUGAUGAUGCCACCCACUUGGUCAGCACGGCGUUGAACUCGCUGACGUUGACCAACCCCUCCCUGGCAUUCGAUGCUGAGAACAAAAUCGUAUAUCGUCGACCAGAUAAGAACCUGACUGAAAAGCCAAAGGUCUCCAUCAUCUCUGGAGGAGGUUCCGGCCAUGAGCCUGGAUUCGCCGGCUUCGUUGGCAAAGGUCUGCUCACAGCCGGCGUCGCCGGUAGCAUCUUUGCCUCGCCAUCAGCCGAGCAGGUGCGACGAGCUAUCCUUACCCGGGUCCCCACCGACAAAGGCGUCCUUGUUAUUACUAUGAACUACACUGGAGACGUGCUCAACUUUGGCAUGGCCGCAGAAAAGGCAAAAGCAUCCGGCAUCGCAACAGAGUUCUACGCCAUUGGCGACGAUGUCGGUGUAGGUCGAAAGAAAGGAGGAAAAGUGGGCAGACGAGGUAUUGGAGGUGGCAUCAUGGUUCUCAAGACUAUUGGUGCCUUGGCCGAAGCCGGUGGCAGCCUCUCCGAAGUCUACGGCCUUGCAAAGCAAGUUGCUGGCAACAUUGUCUCGGUUGGCGCAUCUUUGGAACAUGUGCAUGUGCCUGGCCGUGCGAUUCCAGACCCAAACUCAGACGAGAUCAUACCUACCGAAGAGAUCGAAGUUGGCAUGGGUAUUCACAACGAGCCUGGCAGCCAUCGUGUUGCCGCCUCACUUCCUGAACUCAUCAAAAUUAUUCUCGGGCAAAUGCUGGAUCCCAAGGACGAAGAUCGGCAUUUUGUCGACAUCAAGAGCGGAGACCAAACCGUCCUGUUUAUCAACAAUCUCGGUGGCGUGUCUAUGUUGGAACUCGCUGGCAUUCUGAAUGAAAUCCACACACAAUUGAAAGAGGACUGGGGUAUCACUCCGGUGCGUGUCAUCUCUGGCACAUUCUUGACAUCACUCAACGGAAUGGGAUUUUCCGCUUCUCUAUUAAAGCUCGAAGACACCGGACUCGGUGCUGGAAAGUCAAUGCUCGAACUUCUCGACGCACCUUCCGAGGCUGUCGGUUGGGCUGCUGCAAUCUCAACCUCCACUUGGGACGCAGACAACUCAGCGACCGCUGGGGACAAGUCGGUCGGCACCGGGGCCGUCAAAGCAAGCAAUUUGACCAUCGAUCCUCAGCAGGCGCAGACUGCCCUCAAAGCCGGGUUGGACAAGGUUAUCGCAGCAGAACCGGAAGUCACCAAGUAUGACACCAUUGUCGGGGAUGGGGACUGUGGCAUCGGUCUCAAGCGCGGCGCCGAAUAUGUUUUGAAGGAUUUGGCCAAGGGUGAUCUUCCCACCGAUGCGGUCGCAUUCGUCAACAGAAUUGUUCCUGUGGUGGAGAAUCACAUGGACGGCACUUCUGGAGCCAUCUAUGCUAUUUUCCUGAACGCACUUGCGGCAGGUUUGCGUGAACAGGACACAGGCUCGUCCUCGAAAGUUGACGCCAAAACAUGGGCCGCAGCGUUGAAAUCAAGCCUGCAGGCGCUUGGAAAGUACACACCAGCCGCAGUUGGCGACAGGACACUUUUGGACGCCUUGAUCCCAUUUGUUGAAACACUGAGUAGCACUGGUGAUGUCAACAAGGCAGCAGAGGCGGCCAGAGAAGGAGCUGAAAAGACAAAAAGCCUGAAAGCCAGUCUUGGAAGAACAGUAUAUGUUGGUGCAGAGGAAGAGUGGCUCGGCAAAGUGCCAGAUCCAGGAGCCUGGGGUUUGCAGGAACUGCUAACGGGAUUAGCUAGUGGCAUUUGAUUUCUCUAUGUAUAUGAGAGCCUGCUUAAGGAAGCUAGACGCAGCAAAAUAGUAAAGCUGAAAGUCCUGCAACCAAGGCGUCGCCAGGCAGACACCAGACCUGGUCAGCAUCAAAA